AUGAGUAGCCUUUACAACACAUCCUCUGUUUUACAGCUGAGAAGCUUUAAUCUUACUUCGGAAAAUGUAUUCCCAGCAUUUCUUUUUGCAACUCUCAGCUACAUGAUUAUACUCUUCUGCAACCUGACGUUAAUCCUCACCAUUGUGCUGAACAAGUCUCUGCAUCAGCCAAUGCAUCUCAUUCUGCUGAACCUCCCUAUCAAUGACCUGAUGGGUUCAUCGGCGUUCUUUCCACAGCUCUUGAAAGAAAUACUGACAAACAGCGGGAUGAUUCACUACUCAGUUUGUGUUGCUCAGGCGUUUUUCAUCCACAUCUAUGCAGCAGGUACUGUAUUCUUUCUGACUGCUAUGGCUUAUGACAGAUACAUUGCCAUAUGUUACCCUUUGCAGUACAACACUGUUAUGACUAAUGCUCAUACUAUGAAAAUAAUCACUCUCGUAUGGUCAGCUUGUCUCUGUUUAAUCGGCAUUCUUUUUAUUCUGCUUCUCCGUUUACGACACUGUCGAUCUGAAAUAACACACCCUUACUGUGACAAUGCAAAUUUGGUGGCUUUGGUGUGUGAAGACACAACCAUUAACAACAUUUACGGGCUUUUCAUAAGUGCUGUUUCACAAGUGGUGGCUAAUGGAAUGGUUUUGUACACAUACUUGCGGGUCCUGAUGGCAUGCUUCAGAUCCAAACAAUCAGACACUAAAGCCAAGGCUCUGCAGACAUGUGCUACACACCUAGUUGUUUUCCUCUUGCUUGAGUGUUUAGGUCUUUUCACCAUCAUAUCAUACAGAUUACCGAAUAUUUCACCACAUUUAAAAAGAUUCAUGGGGGUGUCCACAUUAAUAUUCCCUCCAACAUUAAAUCCAAUCAUCUAUGGCCUAAGAACAAAAGAAAUUCGGGAAAAAGUUAUUUACUUUUUCAGGGCUAAAUUGCAUUCAUGUCAAUGCAGUAUCUCUUGA
Messenger RNA from Cololabis saira (Pacific saury), 951 nucleotides. Its product is annotated as putative gustatory receptor clone PTE03. Gene Ontology annotation, molecular function: G protein-coupled receptor activity; olfactory receptor activity. Gene Ontology annotation, cellular component: membrane. The record is from RefSeq and is a predicted model, not a curated record. Gene Ontology annotation, biological process: G protein-coupled receptor signaling pathway. NCBI's taxonomy places the organism in Eukaryota, Metazoa, Chordata, Actinopteri, Beloniformes, Belonidae. The coding region runs from base 1 to 951 and encodes 316 amino acids. The transcript has a single exon.